AUGUUACACCUACUACCUCUGGUUAGUUCUUAUCGAUAUGAAGGAGAUGAGGUCAACAUGACUCUUGCAAAAACUGAGGCAAAAUUACUGCACGAGAAGAUUUCAAAGAAGGCUUAUAAUGAUGACGACCUCAUUAGGAUUUUGGCCACAAGGAGCAAAGCCCAGAUUAAUGCUACUUUGAAUCACUACAAAAAUGAAUUUGGAAAAGAUAUCAACAAGGACCUGAAAGCUGAUCCCAAGGAUGAGUUCCUGGCUUUACUGAGAGCCACUGUCAAGUGCUUGAUCCGUCCUGAGAAGUACUUUGAGAAGAUUGUUCGUUUGGCUAUCAACAAGCGAGGGACAGAUGAAGGAGCCCUUACAAGAGUGGUGGCCACAAGGGCGGAGGUUGAUUUGAAAAUUAUAGCAGAUGAGUAUCAAAGGAGGAACAGUGUACCUCUUGAACGAGCCAUUGCCAAGGACACAACCGGUGACUAUGAAAAAAUGCUUUUGGCACUGUUAGGACAUGAUGAUGCUUGAUUUAUUCCUUU
This is a messenger RNA of Gastrolobium bilobum, 527 nucleotides long. RefSeq names its product annexin Gh1-like. Gene Ontology annotation, cellular component: cytoplasm. The record is from RefSeq and is a predicted model, not a curated record. Gene Ontology annotation, molecular function: calcium ion binding; calcium-dependent phospholipid binding. Lineage: Eukaryota; Viridiplantae; Streptophyta; Magnoliopsida; Fabales; Fabaceae. Bases 1 to 516 code for a protein of 171 amino acids. The transcript is spliced from 2 exons.